AUGGAGGAAGAUGAUGCAUUUGACUUUACUAUAACAACAAAAAUAGAAUAUCGAAUCUUAGAAUAUUGUAAAAAUGGACAGGUUUUAGUAAAUUUAACUGAAAACAAUAUACGAGAUAUUAAGAGUAAAAUUACAAAAUUUAGAAAUGCAUUAUGUAAUAAUUUGUGUUUUCCGACUACUUCUGAUGAUGAUGAUGAACAAGCUAUGCCUAAUAAUCUAUCAAAUGAAAAUGAAUUCCCUGGAAAUAUCGAAAGCUUACAAUAUAGCCCACCACCUCCAUCACUUUCGGCAGCUUCAUCGAAAUCCAAAGCAUUGAAAACUAUUAUAGAUGGCGAUGAACAAAUUAUGCCUAGUAAUCUAUCAAAUGAAAAUGAAUUCCCUGGAAAUAUCGAAAGCUUACAAUAUAGCCCACCACUUCCAUCACUUUCGGCAGCUUCAUCGAAAUCCAAAGCAUUGAAAACUAUUAUAGAUGGCGAUGAACAAAUUAUGCCUAGUAAUCUAUCAAAUGAAAAUGAAUUCCCUGGAAAUAUCGAAAGCUUACAAUAUAGCCCACCACCUCCAUCACUUUCGGCAGCUUCAUCGAAAUCCAAAGCAUUGAAAACUAUUAUAGAUGGCGAUGAACAAAUUAUGCCUAGUAAUCUAUCAAAUGAAAAUGAAUUCCCUGGAAAUAUCGAAAGCUCUCAAUAUAGCCAACUACCUCCAUCAUUUUUGACAACUUCGUCGAAAUCCAAAGCAUUGAAAACUAGUAAAGACAGAAAACCGGUUGAAAAUCGAGUUAAGAAAUAUACAGAUACGCUAACAGCUCAAAAUAACCAAGUAUUUUCAUGUAAAAUGAUUACAUAUUCUUCUAAUAAUCGUAGUUCAACAUCGACCUCAAUGGAAAUCUUUAAUAAUCAAAUACCUUCGACUUCAAAUAAUCCCAAUAAUGUAAAUAUCGAACAGGCGCCAGCUGCAUUGGCUUCAAGAAAAUUGAAUAACAGUAUCCAAUCACAGCUCAACACAUCAAUGGAAAAUCAUUUUGAAAAAAAUCCAAAGCUAUUCCCAUUUUUAUUGAACUGCCAACGUAAACGUAAAACGUGGCUUCAGCCGAAGAUAACAGAUAUAUUUACGGAAAGAAAAGUACAUAAAAGGAGUCGGGUCAAUAUUUCAUCUUUGGAAGUUUCUGCAAGAGAUAAUACACCAAAGUUUUCAAUCGUUAAUUCGAAUGAAAGGAACAUAAAUGGUGGCGUGCAUACAAAUUUUAAUGAAAUGUCUCUUGAAACUAAAAGAAGCAGCAAUCUUGAGUUACUUUCUAAAUCAGCUGAAGGCGAAUAUUUCGUAAAUAAAUCUGCUUCUGAUAAACAAAUGGAAUGUUUAAAUACUAACUUUAAGGGUUAUCAUGCGAAAUAUAAAAAUCCAGAAGAACAUCAGAUUAUGAACGUUCAGCCAAAGGAAAUAUCAAUAAAAAAAUUGGAUAAUAAAAAAAUACGUGUUCGAAGUACAUCUUUUUUAAUGGGAUCAAAUCAAAUUCGAUUCGAGGAUAAAAAUUUGCGGAAAAAGAAAAAUAAAUUUCAUAAUCAAUCGAAGGAUGUUAACGAAUUACAAAAAACAAAAAUGGUCACUACAUAUAGUUUGAAAUCGAAUGAAAUUUUUCAAGACUAUGUAAUACCUUAUAAAAGAUUAAAAAUUGAUAAAGAAAAGUUUGUAAGAAAUUACGAAGAAACCGUUCAGACUAUCGAAUACCCUGAAAUAGGUUUGGAUUCUUCGAGCACUUUAACAUUGAGUGAAACAGAAUCAUCUCAGUUAAAUGAAACAGAAAAAGGUGAGUUAAAUAAAAAAAUAAUGAAACAAACUAAUAAUAGGAUAAAUAGAAAAACUGAAACCAAAAGUCAUCACAAAAAAAGCUCACAUUCAUUGACUGAAAAUGAUAUUGAGGGAAAUCUCCAUUCUUACGAAAAUAGAAAUCCUAAUCAAAUUGAUUCUGAAGAAACUUCUAAAUUUACACGUACAAAAAUGGUGAAACAAACUAAUAAUAGGAUAAAUAGAAAAACUGAAACCAAAAGUCGUCACAAAAAAAGCUCACAUUCAUUGACUGAAAAUGAUAUUGAGGGAAAUCUCCAUUCUUACGAAAAUAGAAAUCCUAAUCAAAUUGAUUCUGAAGAAACUUCUAAAUUUACACGUACAAAAAUGGUCGAAAAUCUUGAAACCACACAUCCAUUCGUUAGCGAUACAACUAAGAAGAAAGUUCGUACAUUCGAAAUAAGAAAUACAAAUAAAAAAAAGAAAUCGUCGAAUGUGAAAUCACAUAAUACGUCUAAAGAAGAGAGUAAAAAAUUCCCUAGUUUAGAGGCUGAGUUACUUAAUGCUGAACUAGAAAGCGAAGUAGGCAGGGAAAAAAAAAGACGUAUUAUUAGAAUGUUACAAUUGAUCGAAACUGUCGAAAAUGCCGAGUAUGAAAAUGAAAAAAAUGAAUCUUUGAAUGCAAGAUCACAUAAUUUCUCUAGUGAAGAGAGUGAAGGAUUCCUUAGCCUAGAGGCUGAAUUACUUAAUGCUGAACUAGAAAGCGAAGAAGGCAUGGAAAAAAAACGACGUAUUAAAAGAAUGUUAAAAUUGAUCGAAAUUGUCGAAUCUACCAAUUCAGUUUAA
Molecule: messenger RNA, 2625 nt
Organism: Chrysoperla carnea
Lineage: Eukaryota; Metazoa; Arthropoda; Insecta; Neuroptera; Chrysopidae
Product: GATA zinc finger domain-containing protein 14-like
Exons: 4
Coding region: 1-2625 (874 amino acids)
Source: RefSeq, a predicted model, not a curated record